Messenger RNA from Microtus oregoni (creeping vole), 1921 nucleotides. RefSeq names its product carboxylesterase 1F-like. Lineage: Eukaryota; Metazoa; Chordata; Mammalia; Rodentia; Cricetidae. Gene Ontology annotation, molecular function: carboxylic ester hydrolase activity. Gene Ontology annotation, biological process: lipid catabolic process. The transcript has 14 exons. The coding region runs from base 44 to 1729 and encodes 561 amino acids. Gene Ontology annotation, cellular component: endoplasmic reticulum; lipid droplet. The record is from RefSeq and is a predicted model, not a curated record.
AUUCAGAAACUCCAUUGACCUGGCAGGAGCCUGUCCCUGCACGAUGUGUCUCCGUGCUCUGUGCUGGGUGUCUCUAGCAACCUGCGUGGUUUGGGGGCACGCAUCCUCACCACCCGUGGUGAACACUGUUCAUGGGAAAGUUCUGGGGAAAUAUGUCAGCUUAGAAGGAUUCACACAGUCUGUGGCUGUCUUCCUGGGAGUUCCCUUUGCCAAGCCUCCUCUUGGAUCCCUGAGGUUUGCUCCACCACAACCUGCAGAACCUUGGAGCUUUGUGAAGAAUGCCACCUCCUACCCUCCUAUGUGCUCCCAAGAUGCAGUCAAAGGGCAGAGGGUCAAUGACCUCAUCACCAACAGAGAGGAGAAAAUUCAUCUUGAGUUUUCCGAAGACUGUCUCUACCUGAAUAUUUACACUCCUGCCGAUUUGACAAAGAGCAGCAGGCUGCCGGUGAUGGUGUGGAUCCACGGAGGUGGACUGACAUUGGGUGGGGCGUCCACCUAUGAUGGACUGGCCCUCUCUGCACAUGAAAAUGUGGUAGUGGUAACCAUUCAGUACCGCCUGAGCAUCUGGGGAUUCUUCAGCACAGGGGAUGAACACAGCCGGGGGAACUGGGGUCAUUUGGACCAGGUUUCUGCACUGCGCUGGGUUCAAGACAACAUUGCCAACUUUGGAGGGGACCCAGACUCUGUGACCAUCUUUGGAGAGUCAGCAGGAGGUUUCAGUGUCUCUGUUCUUGUGUUGUCUCCCUUGGCCAAGAACCUCUUCCACAGGGCCAUUUCUGAGAGUGGUGUGGUUAUCACUCCCGGUUUGUUUACCACAGAUGUCAGGACAAUCACUGAGAAAGUUGCUCUCAUGUCUGGGUGCAAAACCACCACAUCUGCUGUCCUUGUUCACUGCCUGCGCCAGAAGACGGAGGACGAGCUCUUGGAGGUCAUGCAGAAAAUGAGUCUGUUUAAACUCGAUUUACAAGGAGACACCAAAGAGAGAAAUACAUUUUUACCAACUGUGCUUGAUGGAGUGGUGCUGCCAAAGGCACCAGAAGAGAUCCUGGCCAAGAAGAAUUUCAACACUGUGCCCUACAUUGUGGGAAUCAACAAGCAAGAGUUUGGCUGGCUUCUGCCAACAAUGAUGGGAUUUCCACAAACUGAUGUAAAAUGGGACAAGAAGAUGGCCAUCGCAUUCCUGCAGAAAUUAACUCCCCAUUUGGGAAUACAUGAGGAUGCAAUUCCAGUUGCCUUUGAGAAGUAUGUAAGAGGUAGCAAUGAGCCAGACAAAAUUAGAGACGGAAUCUUGGAGUUCAUUGGAGAUGUGACAUUUUGUAUCCCAUCAGUGAUUGCGGCUCGUGGUCACAGAGAUACUGGUGCUCCAACCUACAUGUAUGAGUUUCAGUACCGCCCAAGCUUCUCAUCACACAUGAGACCCAAGAACGUAGUCGGAGAUCAUGGAGAUGAAGUCUACUCUGUUUGGGGUGCCCCCAUUUUAAGAGGUGGCGCCUCUGAAGAGGAGAUCCGUCUCAGCAGGAUGGUGAUGAAAUUCUGGGCCAACUUUGCUCGGAAUGGGGACCCUAAUGGUGAAGGGUUGCCCCACUGGCCAGAGUAUGAUCUGAAGGAAGGGUACCUGCAGAUUGGUGCUACUACUCAGCAAGCCCAGAGACUGAAAGGGGAGGAAGCGACUUUCUGGACUGAGCGCCGGACCAAGAAACAACCCCGGCCAGACCACAGUGAGCUGUGAAUGCAAGGCUGCCAGCCUCAGAUCAGAGAAGCCAAGAUAGAGUUCUUCUAGUAAAAGUGUUUGUUAAUCAAAGAUGGAUCUCGAAGGAUCCUGAAGAAUUUUGUCAUAGGGAUAGACAGAAGCCAGGGAUGGGAGAUGUUUUAUACUUUUGGCCUCAAUUUGGAGAAUAAAUGUUCUUUUUUUAAGAUCAAA